Schistocerca gregaria is the source of this 6097-nucleotide messenger RNA. RefSeq names its product phospholipase A1-like. The transcript is spliced from 8 exons. Bases 61 to 1119 code for a protein of 352 amino acids. Gene Ontology annotation, molecular function: lipase activity. Gene Ontology annotation, biological process: lipid metabolic process. The record is from RefSeq and is a predicted model, not a curated record. NCBI's taxonomy places the organism in Eukaryota, Metazoa, Arthropoda, Insecta, Orthoptera, Acrididae.
GCGCAGCGUCGCUGGCGGCGUGAAGCCAGUGGGCCACGGGACUGGCGCCAGUCGGUACACAUGCCGGCCACCCGCCGACUACUCGCCGCGCUGCUGGCGCUCGCAGCAACGGCUGGAGUGCGACCUGAAUGGGUGAUUGGUCCGUGCACCCUGGAGUUGUCCACCAACUGCAGCAGCAAUGUCGUCUUCUACCUCUUUCACAGCGAGCACCCGGACGAGCCGGUGGAGCUGCGCCUGGAAGACGGCGAACAGCGGCUGGACGGCGUCUUCGACCCGCGCCGCCCCACCAAGGUGAUCGUGCACGGCUACGUGGGCGGCGUCGACUUCAACGUCACCAAGAUGGUCCGACAAGCGUACCUGCGCGCGGGCGGUCUGAACGUGCUGGUGGUGGACUGGGGCUACCUGGCGCCUUCGCCCUGCUACCUGGCCGCCGUGCUCAACACGCUGCACGCCGGACGCUGCCUCGCCGCCAUGCUGCAGCGGCUCCAGCGUAGCUACGGCGGCGGCGACGGCGACGCCCCCCUGGACGUGCACCUGGUGGGGCACAGCCUGGGGGCGCACAUCUCCGCCUUCGCCAGCAACCACCUGCAGGACGCCACCGGCUCCAGGGUCCGCAGGAUCACAGGGCUGGACCCGGCGCUGCCGUUCUUCGCGACGCUCAAGUCCUCCUGGAAGCUGGACCCAAGCGACGCCGACUUCGUGGACGCCAUCCACACCAACGCCGGCGUCUUCGGCAAGAUCGAGCCGUCGGGCCACGCAGACUUCUACGUCAACGGCGGCACACAUCAGCCCGCAUGCCGAGGAGCGCGCAAUGAGCCAGUGUGCUCGCACCUCAUGUCGGCGGUGUACUUCGCAGAGUCGGUGGAGAGCGAUGCGGGCUUUUGGGGUGUGCCGUGCCCAUCCUACUGGCAGCAUACUCUGGGCUGGUGCCCGGAUGGCGAGCAGGCACGCAAGCAAGCCGUCCUCAUGGGGGAGCACUGCCCCACAGGGACCCGAGGGGUAUUCAUUGUGGAGACAGCAGAAACACCACCUUUCGCAUUGGGAAACCAGCCGGCAACAACUACGACAACAGUGGCACCAGAGACAGCGGCUGACACUGACUAUGUGGCACAAUCCUAGCACUGUGACACCAUCCUGCAUGUGAGGACUUAAUCUGAUAAGACAUUAUGUUCCACCAGCAGAUAUGCUAUCUCGGUCUUCUUGUGACGGUGAGAUGUGGCAAGCUAACAGAAAUGGAAGUAGCAUCACUGUGACUGGUAUGCUUACACAUCAACACAUCCAAUAGAGGGAAAGCACUUUUCUCUUUUACCAUGUCAUAAAGGUUUAUUUCUUCUAAUGUCUGAUAAUUUCCAUCCUCACCUCUCACAUCCUUACUUCUCCUUUUUAGUUUUCUACUAUCUGUGCUCCCCCUACACAUAAAAUGCAGCAAAAAGGGAUUGUCAGGACUAACAAUACACAAUAGCCAAAUGAAACAACCUUACACUUAUUAUUUAUAAUUUGUAAAUACGUGAUCUUCUUUUUCAUCCCCAGUGUUUGUCCCACAGUGUACAGAAGUCUGCCUUUUUUGCUCUCUGGCUCCAGUAGGCAUAACCUUGAGCUUGGUCUUGGUGGAGACUCACUGGAGGAUAUCUAGCCAACAUUGUCUUGGUAUUCCCAUAGGUCAUUUACGAUUGACUUUCAAUGAAAACCAAAGACUUGCUAUUGUUUCUUGAUCUACUUGAAGAAAGCAUCCAUAUCGUCAUUGACAUCUUUCUCCCAUCUUCUUAACAACAGGUGCAUUUGGUACUGACUGUGAAUUCCAUCUUUGGUCACACAAUCAUGAAGUGUCAAUACACAGUCACCAGUAAUUUUUGAUAGAUCUGUCAUGUAAUUCAUUAUGGAAAUUAAAAUGCAUUUAAAGAUCCAAUAUUUUAUUCACCUGUAAUUCCUUUAUCUUUUUAGGUUGUCAGUCUUCUGAGUCCUGCCACAAUCUCUUCUUCUGUGCCAGUCUCUUAAUCUCAGCACCUGCACCAAACAUCCUCAAUUACACGUUGUAUGUAUUCCAGUCUCUGUCUUCCAGUAAACAAUUUUUCCUUUAUAGCUUCCUCUGGAAUCAUUCACAUUAUACUCUGAUAUCUUAAUACAUGCCCUGUCAUCCUGAUCCUAGUGUUUUCCAUACAUUCCUCUCUUUAUCACUUCUGUGGAGAAUCUCCUCAUUUCUUAUCCUAACAAUCUACUCCAUUUUCAGCAUCCUUUCUUAACAUCGUGUACCAAAUGAUUGGAUUCUUUUCUAUCCCAAUUUUAUUACACCCAAUAAUUCAUUUCCAUGCUUUAUAAUACCUCUGAGUGACACUCUCAGAAAUUUCUUUCUUAAGUUAACACCUAGGUUUCAUACCAGCAGACUUAUUUUAUGGAGAAUGCUCUUUUUUCUUGUGCUCAUUUGCUACUUAAAUCCUCAUUGCAUUAUUCAUCAUGUUUCCAAGGAGGCAAAGUUUCUUUACUUUGUCUACAGUGAGACAUGUUCCAUGCUGACUUACUCUCUCUCCCCCCUCCCGCUCUCUCUCUCUCUCUCUCUCUCUCUCUCUCUCUCUCUCUCUCUCUCUCUCUCUCUCUCACACACACACACACACACACACACACACACACACACACACACACUCUCUCUCUCUCUCUCUCUCUCUCUCACUCACUCACUAAGAACCUGUAUGCCUCAGUAGACACUUGCAUUACCUCAAUAUAGUCUCCAUUAAGCUGCACACAUUUGCGUCUCUGAUAUAGGUUCUCUGUAGGCCCUCCUAGGGGUAUGUUGUACCCACCACAGGUCAGCUGCUAACUGUUCCUGGGAAUUUGUGAAAUGGUGUCUAUUCUGAGGUUUCUUUGUGCCCCAUUCUGGCCAUUUCUUUUGAAUUGCAUGAUGUGAACUCCAAAGGGUCUCACUGUGCAUUCCAAAAGAAAUGGCCAGGAAAAUGGGUGAAGUGAAUGCUCUUUCAGCACAAUAACAUUCAUCCCCAUAUGACUGGAGCAAUCAUAGCUGUCGUUAUUGACAUGGGGUUCUAGGUGCUGCCACACUCUCCAUAUUCUCCUGACUUGUCCAUUAUGAUUACCAACUAUUCAGUGCUACAAAGAAACUCCUGCAUGGACAUCAUAUCACAGAUGUUCAAAAGACUGAGCAGCUGUCUGACGGUGAUGUGACAGACUCCAAAAACAUGAUUCGAAAAUGUCCGACACAUAAAGGUUUUUAAUAAGCAUAAAAAUAGUGUAAAUCAGUGUAAAAUGCCCCUCAUACAUGGUCCCAAAUUUCAAUAUAGUUUAUCAGUGAUUCAACAUCUGCUGGCUCCCUGAUACUUUCAUCUUUUUGGUUUAUUCUUGGUCCUUGUUCUUCUUACUUUAACUGCUCAUUCCAUUAAACAUGCCUUGUAAUCCUUCCUCACCUUAACAUAGAAUAAAAAUGUUGUCAAAAAGUUUUAUUAUUGACAUUCUUUCAUCCUGAAUUUUAAUUCUACUUCUGAAUCCUUAUUUUAUUUCCUUCAUUGCUUCUUUUAUAUAUAGAGUAUGCAGCUGCACAGGAAGACUGUGUACCUGUCUUAUGCCCUUUUUAAUCUGAAUGCUUCUCUCUUCGUCCCAUAUUAAUAUGCCAUAACUGAUUACAAAAACACCUAAGGAAAAUAUGAAGCAUGUUUUAGGAUUCCACUGACAAAGUUUUAAGUAUGACAGCCUCCACACACAAGCUCAUGAACCAAUGGUUCAUGAGUUAUGUACAUAAGGUGACUGUAAAGUUCUGAGAAUGAAUAAUGAGAAUUGUGUACGUAUUAUGUUUCAUUAAAGACAUAUUCAGAUAAAGUCAAAACAGGUGUUCAAAAUGUUUUCUCAGAAACUCGUCACAUAAUUGUUACUUUUGCUGCAAUCCUCUAUCGAGGAUAGCAGUAUUCUGUUUCAUGUCAUCAAAUACAUGGCUGAUUUGAGAAAUCAAUCAGCUAUGGUGACAAUAGGAGUAAUGUAAACAACUGUUUUGGCAGCCACCAAAGAAAUGAAUCAAGAUACAAUAAAUCAGGUGAAGACACUGACCAGGUAACAGAUCCUGCUUGACUUUCCCAUCGUUCCUAAGGUUUGCAGUUAGUUGUUCUCACACAUCAGCAAUGUAAAUAGAGAUAGCUGUGCAAAGAAAGUGGUAUUAUGACUAGCUGAUUUGUAAUUUUGGUGUGCAGAAUCUUGUAGUAAGAUUCUCCAAUUAAAUAAGGCUAAAAGAAGAACACUACCAAAAAUCGUUAUGAAAAUCUUUGUUAGUGACAACAAACAGUAAUUUACACAUAGGAUCUCAUUCUACAACUUAUAACCAUUCUGUUAAAAUAGCUGACUACUACAAAUUAUGCCUCUUCUGUGAAUAAUAGUAUUGCUGGAAAGCCAACACCAUUACUAUUAUUUUGAUGAAAAAACAAAUGCACAAAUGCCACACCAGAUUUGUAGUUGGAUCAUCCUAAUGUGACACGAUAUAGGUUAUACUCUUGAAGACCCUCUAAAUGAUCUAUGCCCAUAAUUUUUUACAAAGUGAUGAAGUGGCUAAGAGGUUGGACCCACAUUUAGGAGGACAUAGUUCAAGUCCAGAAUGAGAUUUUCACUCUGCAGCAGAGUGUGCACUGAUAUGAAACUUCCUGGAAGAUUAAAGAUUUAAACUGCGUGCCGGACCGAGACUUGAACUCAGUACCUUUGCCUUUUGCAGGCAGGUGCUCUACCAUUGCAGGAGAGCUUCUGUGAAGUUUGGAAAGUAGGAGAUGAGGUACUGGCGGAAGUGAAGCUGUGAGGUUGGGGCAUGAGUCAUGAUUGGGUAGAUCAGAUGGUAGAGCACUUGCCCACAGAAGGCAAAGGUCACGAGUUUGAGUCUCGGUCUGGCAUACAGUUUUAAUCUGUCAGGAAGUUUCAUGGUUCAAGUCACCACCCAGUCAGCCAGAUUAAAUUGUUUAAGGCAAAUGUUGUGAUUGUCCCUUUGAGAUGUACACUGUUGAUUUCCUUUCCUUUCAAUGUCCUGUGUAAGCUUUUGCUCCAACUCUGACAACACGAAGAUGGCUAAGAUGUUAAAUUCUAAUCUUCCUUUAUCAAUGCACCAAUUACUUAUGCUACAGCAUGCAUACCAAUUGGAACUGCAUUGCUAAAGCUAUCGAUCAAAAUCUAGUGUUAUCACAGCAUCCUUUCCACUGCCAAGAUGCCUAUGGUGAAGACUGUCAGUUUUGCAAAGGUGUUGAAACGUAUAACAGUUGUGCUGCAUUCAAGAAGCCAGUCCAUGUACUUGCAACAAGAAUAUCUUCAAUUACAUAUUAUCUCAUCAUGAUUCAUUCCCAUACAAGUGAGAUAAAACAGUUCAUAAUCUAAGUGGACACAACCCCACAACCAAACAACUGGUAAGGCACAGUUGAAGUUUAGAAGCAGAACAACUCACUACAAGCUGGCUAUGAUUAGUUUUGUGCCAUUAUCAAGGCACUACACUCAUGCUCAUAACUUAUAGGAAAGACGUUAUGCUUGUUAAUAAAAAAAGAAAUUGUACACUUGUUAAUACAAAAAAAAUUGUACAUGUUGCUGUAUAGUUUAAUAAUGACAUAAUUGAAACUUUCACUACAAACUCCUACAAUUUGUAUUUAGCCUUAAAUAGAAAUAAUUUUUUUUAAAUAAAAAGAAUGUAUGAUGGAAAAUUUCAUAAAACAAGAUUAUCUCAGUUAUUUAAAUCUUCCUUGUGUGCCAUGUAUAGAACAGCUGGUACCAAAAUUAAAUUUACGCCAACCAACACUUCAUUGAUAAGGGUUAAUGGAAUUAUACAGAGUUCACACCUGUAAUGAAAAACAAAUCAAUAUUCAUAAAUGCAAGAGUGAAGUUAUUAUUUCUUGUAACUAUCUCAGUUUUAGAUACAUAAACAGGAGGUUGGAUUAGCAACAGAAAUUUCAACCAGUGUAUAACUUCUGAAGCAUAGCUAUGUAACAUUGCACAUGAUCAUUGAUAAUGGAUAAAUGAUACCUAGCUUAAAUUAUGAUCACAUAUAUUUAAAAAGCUAUGUUGUACAAUAUUGUAACACUAAUAAAUAAAAUUUGUGGUUACAAAUGUAUUCUGUUCAAUAAAUUGAAUAAGUGAGUUA